This is a messenger RNA of Pseudocercospora fijiensis CIRAD86, 568 nucleotides long. RefSeq lists its product as uncharacterized. The transcript has a single exon. The record is from RefSeq and is a predicted model, not a curated record. Lineage: Eukaryota; Fungi; Ascomycota; Dothideomycetes; Mycosphaerellales; Mycosphaerellaceae. The coding region runs from base 123 to 482 and encodes 119 amino acids.
AUCGAACGGAGCUCUGAGUGCGCACUCGUUGAGAUACAUCGGUGUGUGCCCCUCGUGAAGGAGCGACCUGUCGAGAAGAUGGCGGGAUUUCGUUGCAGCGGCCUUGCGCGAGAGGAAUCACCAUGUUCGAGACUGGUCGACUCAUGCUAUUGCAUCUAGGCAUUGCGUCUGCGUCUGUGAGAAAUAGCAAUCUGGCCGUUGGAAUGGAGAGGCUCAAGACUCCGCCGGAAGACAUCAAGUCAGGGAAGCUUCGGCAUUGCUGUACGGAAGGAAGAUCACAACGCAAGGAGAACAAGACAAAACAAAUUCGCAACGAUAUUGCUAUUUGGCAGCUAUCUGCUCAAAGACUGGCAAUGAUGAUGGGCUUUGCUAUCCCUUCUAUCAUCCAGCCUCAGCUUCUGUUGCUCCCCAAAGCUGGUCGAGAAGGCAGCGGAGGCCAGUGGCAGCACAUGCCACGAUUCUGCAUGCCAUCUGCGUUAUAGCAGCUGUACGGUCAUAACCGCUUUGUUCUUCGCUCCGUCACAGAUUGCUGUUGCUGUUGCGCCUCAUCCAGGCCUUCGUGUGCAUG